Molecule: messenger RNA, 528 nt
Organism: Trichoderma atroviride IMI 206040
Lineage: Eukaryota; Fungi; Ascomycota; Sordariomycetes; Hypocreales; Hypocreaceae
Biological process (GO): fungal-type cell wall polysaccharide metabolic process
Cellular component (GO): fungal-type cell wall
Source: RefSeq, a predicted model, not a curated record
AUGGGCUUCAAUGAGCCUGAUUGCUCAGGGGCUGAUGUAUCUGCAGACAUUGACGUCAAUAUAGGGGUUAGCUUGUGGAACAGUCUGAUUGCCCCCAUUGGCCAGAAAGGUGCUGUGCUCGGCAGCCCGGCUAUGUGUCGCCAGAAGGACGAGUCUUGGCUCAAGCAGUUCGACCAGCAGCAACUCACCAAGAGCUGGGACUUUACAUCCAUUCACAUCUUCAAACCGGACAUGGCGGGCGUGCAGGCCGACAUCGACUACUACUGGAACACCUAUCAGAAGCCGCUUUGGGUGACGGAGUUUGCGUGCGUCUUUGACCAAAACAACUUUACGCCAUGCACGGAUCAGAACCAGAUCAACCAGUGGAUCAGCGAUAUUGUGGAUCUGUUUGAGGCCAACGAGCAUGUUUUGGCGUAUGCGUACACUGACGGCCUCGGCUUGGGCUCGGUGUGGCCUCCGGUGAAUAGCGAUGGGGGCCUCUCUCAGUCGGGCCAGGCAUAUCUGAAUGCAAUUAGUAAAUAUCACUAA